CUGCUCCCCCUCCCCACAGGCCUCAGGAUGUCUCUGGCAGAUGAGCUCCUGGCCGACCUUGAGGAGGCAGCAGAAGAGGAGGAAGGAGGAAGCUAUGGAGAAGAGGAAGAGGAACCAACGAUUGAGGACGUGCAGGAGGAGACACAGCUGGACCUUUCCGGAGAUUCGGUCAAGAGCAUCGCCAAGCUGUGGGAUAGCAAGAUGUUUGCUGAGAUCAUGAUGAAGAUUGAGGAGUAUAUCAGCAAGCAAGCCAAAGCUUCGGAAGGUACCUUCUCCCUGCCCACUCGCCCUCACCCACCCCGCCUGCUCUCCACAUCCUCCCUGGCAGGGCCACCAUGGGAUCCAACCAGACACUCACGUAAAGGUGCGCACACGGUGAGCUCCCAGACAAAUGCCCCUGCCUCUUCUGACCCCUCUCCCACCCUCCCUCCUGCUGUAGGGGUGGCUGGCGGCCUGACCAACCUCUCCAAGAUGCCCGCCUGCAACAUCAUGCUGCUGGGUGCCCAGCGCAAGACGCUGUCUGGCUUCUCGUCCACCUCUGUGCUGCCCCACACCGGCUACAUCUACCACAGCGAUAUUGUGCAAUCUCUGCCCCCGGAUCUCCGGCGGAAAGCGGCCCGGCUGGUGGCCGCCAAGUGCACGCUGGCAGCCCGUGUGGAUAGUUUCCAUGAGAGCACAGAGGGGAAGGUUGGCUACGAACUCAAAGAUGAGAUUGAGCGCAAAUUCGACAAGUGGCAGGAGCCCCCACCUGUGAAGCAGGUGAAGCCACUGCCCGCACCCCUUGAUGGGCAGCGCAAGAAGCGAGGUGGCCGCAGAUACCGCAAGAUGAAGGAGCGGCUGGGGUUGACGGAGAUCCGGAAGCAAGCCAACCGCAUGAGCUUCGGGGAGAUCGAGGAGGAUGCUUACCAGGAGGACCUGGGCUUCAGCCUGGGCCACCUGGGCAAGUCAGGCAGCGGGCGGGUGCGGCAGACACAGGUGAACGAGGCCACCAAAGCCAGGAUCUCCAAGACACUGCAGCGGACCCUGCAGAAGCAGAGUGUAGUGUAUGGCGGGAAGUCUACCAUCCGAGACCGCUCCUCAGGGACUGCUUCAAGCGUGGCCUUCACCCCGCUCCAGGGCCUGGAGAUUGUGAACCCACAAGCAGCAGAGAAGAAGGUGGCCGAGGCCAACCAGAAAUACUUCUCCAGCAUGGCCGAGUUCCUCAAGGUCAAGGGCGAGAAGAGUGGCAUCAUGUCCACCUGAGGGGCAGUGCCCUGGGUGGCCACCCACUGAAGGGACACGGAGGCCCCAUGAGUCUGAAGGGGUCGGAGUCAGGGCUGGGAGAUUGCUGCAGGGAGAGCCACCCUGCCAUUGGUGGGCACCUAAACUGUUCAAGGAGGUACAGAGCGAGGCCCAGCCCCCAGCGCCAAGACUGCUGCCCCAUUCUAGGGGGGCAGAGCCAGUCUUCACCACACCUUGUCUUUAUUUUAACUGGGAGAGGAGACACUGUUGGAAAAACUGCAAUUAAAAUCACAUUGGCAGGCUCUGCCCUGGAAGUGA
Hipposideros armiger (great roundleaf bat) is the source of this 1539-nucleotide messenger RNA. RefSeq names its product pre-mRNA processing factor 31 (gene PRPF31). The coding region runs from base 28 to 1242 and encodes 404 amino acids. The record is from RefSeq and is a predicted model, not a curated record. Lineage: Eukaryota; Metazoa; Chordata; Mammalia; Chiroptera; Hipposideridae. Gene Ontology annotation, biological process: spliceosomal tri-snRNP complex assembly; mRNA splicing, via spliceosome. The transcript is spliced from 9 exons. Gene Ontology annotation, cellular component: precatalytic spliceosome; U4/U6 x U5 tri-snRNP complex; U4 snRNP.